GACUUCUGUUGCCCGUUGGAUCAAUCGCAUGCUCACGGUUAUGCCGCCGUAAAUACCCAUCAUCCACAGCAACCGUGAAAACCCAUCGCUCCCCCGUGGUAAGAGUCAUUCCGGCCACCUCAGUUUGUUUGUCACUUUCGUCUUUACCUCCACAAAAAAGGAGUUUGAAUUUGUUGUUCCCGCCUCCGUCUGCCGCUCUCCUCCUUUUCCUUUCUUUGUGUGAAAUUUGCAGGUCAGAAAUUUAUUGUUGAAUUUUCUAGUAUAUACUAGUUCCACAAGUGACUCAUUAACUACGAAGCACGGAACACUCCUCAGAUUAGGUGUGUCCUUGUGUCGGACACCAAAAGAAGCUAUUGAUGAGUUUUAUAACAUUGGGGCCAUAUCAACUGUAGGUAUUAGCAAUUGAUCAAGAAAUUUCAGUCGGCAUUGCUCCCUCCAUUGAGUGUUUUCUACCUUCAAAGCUGAGAUCAUAAGGAUGGUUGAAUUCUCGAUAAGUAAUGCUAGAUAUACUUACGUGCAUGAUCAGAAAUACCCCUCGGAAAAUGCUGACAUGCACCAUAUAAUUCUGAGGAGGAGUGGUUCAAAAUAUAUUUUUGUGUAUGCCUCAGCACUUCUUGUAUUAGCAUGUGCCAUCUAUCUAUAUUUUCUUGAGGAAAAAUCGAUUAGUCUUGUAUAUUACAGCUUGCUUUUUGACAUAUUUCUUGUCAAGUUGUUACUUCGGAAGCCUGUUAAUAAAGAGUCUGUUGUGAUUAUGCCAGCUUUUGGAGUACAACUUGAGACUCACUAUAUGAGUGGAAAAGUCGUCCGAUGCUUUGUUCCCAUUGACAAGAUUCUAAAACCUGUUUUACUAGAAUGUGUGACUCCAGUGACUUGCUACUGGACUCUAUCCUUGAUUGUUCGCGAAGAAUCUGAAAUGGUGUUAGUUUUCAAGAAUUUGCGACCACCAAUUAAAAUGCUGGUUCAUGUUUGGAAAGCCUUGUGUGCUGCAACUGAUAACAAAGAAGAGACUUGUACACAUGCAAAGUAGGUGGUAGAUAGCUAUGAGUUACUUAUACUCCUGGAAUCGCAAAAAGAUAACAGCUAUGACUAUACUGGUUCCGGACUCGCCGAUAUGAUCUGAAGUUGAUAGUUUGGAAUAUAAAAUCAUUUUAAAUAUUUCAGGUAAUUUGGGUAAUUCAGCAAAUUUGAUGGUAAUUAAAAUUAUUAUGUUAUCAAGAGUAAUUCUAUACUUA
This is a messenger RNA of Trifolium pratense (red clover), 1232 nucleotides long. RefSeq lists its product as uncharacterized. Bases 476 to 1027 code for a protein of 183 amino acids. The record is from RefSeq and is a predicted model, not a curated record. NCBI's taxonomy places the organism in Eukaryota, Viridiplantae, Streptophyta, Magnoliopsida, Fabales, Fabaceae. The transcript is spliced from 7 exons. Gene Ontology annotation, biological process: GPI anchor biosynthetic process. Gene Ontology annotation, cellular component: glycosylphosphatidylinositol-N-acetylglucosaminyltransferase (GPI-GnT) complex.